AUGCCUCGACUCCUCGGCCGAGGGGGGCUACUCCUUGGCGUGGUGCUGCUGACGGCGCUGCUGACCGCCGGGCGCGGGCUCCCACUGAGGAAGCCGCGAAGCCCCAGACCCCGGCCCAGGAGCCCCGCGAGGCUGGCGGAGGUCUCAGCCUCCCUAGAUUCCAGGCCUCUCAAGGAAGAGGAAGAGACCCCACUCCUCCCUCGAGCCCACGUCCAGGCAGUGUCUCGCCGACACAGGCGCCAGACCCUUGCUGAGUCAGGCUCCCUAACCCCAGACGAGGCUGCCCCUCCUGGGACCCUGGAGGACACCCCCUUGCUGCUGGAGCUGCAGAAGCUGCUGGGAUUGGCCAGUACAGACUUGAGCACCCCAAACCCUAACAUCCAGGUGACCAUUGAGGUGGUGGAGGACCCCCAAGCCGAGGUGGAGAUGGACCUGUUGGCAGAGCCUAGCAACCGCUGGCCCCAGGGCACCCCUAGCUGGCUGCCCACCAAGGAGCUCUUCUGGCCCCUCUUCUGGGGCUACCUGGAGGGCGAGGAGGGGGGGACCCGUCUCAAGGACAGAGCUGCAGAGGAGGAGGAAGAAGAGAAGGAGGAGGAUUACCAUGCAGAGUACAGCGAGGGCGAGGACCAGGAGGGCACCGAUGAGGAAGAUGACGAUGAGGAUGAGGAGGAGCCUGGGUUCAGUGGGGCUGCAGGCGGCUGGGACCAGGGCUGGCUGGCCCUGGGGGACUGGGCCUUCAAGGAGACCAACAGCUAUGACUAUGAGCCUCAAGAGGAGUGGAGCCCCUGGUCCCCCUGCAGUGGGAGCUGCAGCAGUGGCAGCCAGCGGAGGACUCGGCCCUGUGGCUACACCUGCACUGCCACCGAGUCCCGGGCCUGCGACCUGCCCCCCUGUCCUGGCGCCAAGGACACAUUGAGCAUCCCCAGUGAGGGGUGGCAGCCCCUGGUCCACAACGCUACAGAUGUGCUUAGCCCAGAUGUGGACAGCUGUGAGAAGUGGCUGAACUGCAAGAGUGACUUCCUAGCCAAGUACCUGAGCCAGGUGCUGCGGGAUCUGCCCAGCUGCCCGUGUGCGUACCCGCUGGAGGCCGUGUACAGCGCUGUGAGCCUGCAGGAUGAGCACCAGGGCCGCAGCUUCCGGUGGAGGGACGCCAGUGGGCCACGUGAGCGCCUGGACGUGUACCAGCCCAUGGCACGCUUCUGCCUGCGCUCCCUGCUGUCUGGGGAGAGCAGUACCCUGGCCGCCCAGCAUUGCUGCUAUGACGAGGGCAGCCGGCUGCUGACCCGUGGCAAGGGCGCCGGCACACCUGACCUUGUCAGCACCGACUUCUCCCCUGAGCUGCACUUCAAGGUGGACACGCUGCCCUGGAUCCUGUGUAAGGGGGACUGGAGCCGCUACCACGCUGUGCGGCCCCCCAACAAUGGGCGGGCCUGCGCCGACAACCCCCCUGAGGAGGAGUACCUGGCUCAGUUGCAGGAGGCCAAGGAGUACUAA
Trichechus manatus latirostris (Florida manatee) is the source of this 1494-nucleotide messenger RNA. It is a transcript of the gene ISM2, whose product is annotated as isthmin 2. Lineage: Eukaryota; Metazoa; Chordata; Mammalia; Sirenia; Trichechidae. The transcript has 6 exons. The record is from RefSeq and is a predicted model, not a curated record. Bases 1 to 1494 code for a protein of 497 amino acids.